GUGCGGCGCUUUGACAAGUAACGGGAAGUAGAGGAAGAAAAGUAAGUAGUCGCGAUCGUGGUAGAGAAAGUCGUAGCGCGAUUUGUGGUGUUAAGCUCCAGUUGUACGUUCGCUCUACGUCUGUACGGACAGCCAUCGGCGACGAUCCUUAAGCUUUGCAUUUCAAUUCUAUAUCGGAUCUCCCGUGAGACAUAUUACCAGUAGCUCCAAAAGGCAGCCCUAUACACACAAUGCCGGCGGAAAGUUACCUGAAGGCUGAGCCUGAGUUAAAAACAGAGUUGAGUGAAAUUGCGACAGCGAUGGUUAUGCCUGGUAAAGGUAUCCUGGCUGCUGAUGAGUCCACCAGUACCAUCGGCAAGCGUUUCAAUGACAUCAAUAUAGAGAACAACGAGGCUAAUCGGAAAGCUUACAGAGAAUUGCUUUUCACCGCAAACAAGGACGUGAUCAGCACACACAUUUCCGGUGUAAUAUUGUUCCACGAGACAUUGUACCAAGCAGCCGAUGAUGGUACGCCAUUCGUCGAAUUGCUGAAGGAGCGCAACAUCAUCCCAGGUAUCAAAGUCGAUAAGGGUGUAGUGCCGCUUUUCGGUACCAACGACGAAUGCACAACCCAAGGUCUUGAUGAUCUCCAGGCUCGCUGUAUCCAGUACAAAAAGGACGGCUGUCAAUUUGCCAAAUGGCGCUGCGUUCUAAAAAUUAAGAAAGGCUGCCCGUCGAAAUUAGCUAUCCUCGAGAACGCUAAUGUUUUAGCUCGCUAUGCGUCUAUCUGCCAGAGUGCGAGGAUAGUGCCAAUAGUCGAACCUGAAAUUUUGCCAGAUGGUUCUCACGAUAUCCAUAAAUGCCAACAGGUUACUGAGGAGGUUCUUUCCGCCGUUUACAAGGCUUUGGCAGAUCAUAAUGUAUACCUCGAAGGCACCAUCCUAAAGCCAAACAUGGUGACACCCGGACACAGCUGCCCAACGAAAGCCACUCCCGAGGAGAUUGCUACCGCGACGGUAACCGCACUCCAGCGCACUGUGCCGCCAGCAGUUUCUGGCAUCGCUUUCCUCAGUGGCGGCCAAUCCGAGGAGGAAGCUUCGGUCAAUCUCAAUGCGAUUAACCAAUAUUUGGGCAAGAAGCCCUGGUCCAUCUCAUUUAGCUACGGACGGGCUUUACAGGCUUCCGUUCUCCGCACUUGGGCAGGCAAGAAGGAACAGGUCGAGGCUGCGCAAAACGAACUCAUUAAGAGAGCGAAGGCUAAUAGCGAAGCUACACUUGGAACUUAUGAAGGUGGUGCCGUCGGAAAAGCUGGAAAUGCUAAUCUUUUCGUCGAAAACCAUGCUUAUUGAAUGUACAAAAUGCAGAAAUUCAAUAAUGCCUAAUGAAAAUUUACGUUAUUAAAAAAAAAAAAAAACAAAAAUGAAGAAUAGGAAGUGGAUUGAAAGGCAAAAAGAAAAAUUUAUUUAUAAUGUAUGUCAUACAAUAUAAUCUGUGGGGUCAUAUCGCAUAAAUAAUAGCAUAAAAACAACAAACACAAGUCAACGAAAAUAAACCUCACGCAGGAACGUUUAAUCAAUUUUACGUUGCUUUAAUAAAUUAAGAAAUCUUUAUGAAUGUAACAGUGUCGCAUUUGUAACGUUUAUUUUUAGUUUUGCUGUAUAUGUUACAAAAUUAUGUUAGAUAUUAUAGAUUGUUUUAAAU
Messenger RNA from Ceratosolen solmsi marchali, 1680 nucleotides. It is a transcript of the gene Ald1, whose product is annotated as fructose-bisphosphate aldolase. Gene Ontology annotation, molecular function: fructose-bisphosphate aldolase activity. NCBI's taxonomy places the organism in Eukaryota, Metazoa, Arthropoda, Insecta, Hymenoptera, Agaonidae. Bases 231 to 1328 code for a protein of 365 amino acids. Gene Ontology annotation, biological process: glycolytic process. The record is from RefSeq and is a predicted model, not a curated record. The transcript is spliced from 5 exons.